Anopheles bellator is the source of this 1599-nucleotide messenger RNA. RefSeq names its product T-box protein H15-like. The record is from RefSeq and is a predicted model, not a curated record. The transcript has 6 exons. The coding region runs from base 1 to 1599 and encodes 532 amino acids. Gene Ontology annotation, cellular component: nucleus. Gene Ontology annotation, molecular function: RNA polymerase II cis-regulatory region sequence-specific DNA binding; DNA-binding transcription factor activity, RNA polymerase II-specific. NCBI's taxonomy places the organism in Eukaryota, Metazoa, Arthropoda, Insecta, Diptera, Culicidae. Gene Ontology annotation, biological process: cell fate specification; heart development; positive regulation of DNA-templated transcription.
AUGCUGCUGGACACGGGCCCCGCGGCCGCCGCCGCCGCCGCCGCCGCCAAGGCAGCGACGGACUUCUCGAUCGCGGCGAUCAUGGCACUGCGGGAGGGCUCCAGCGGGAGCCCUCUGGAAGCAGUUUUCGUAAGUGGUUCCCAGAACUCGUCGUCGGUCGAUCGAGUGUCCGAACCGGAGGAUGACGACGGCGAGGGCGACGUGGACGUGGAAGAGUGCAGCGACUCGGAGGAGCCCAAAUCGACCGACAGUGGGCGCGUGACCCACUCGCGGACCACCGACACCCCGAACAGUGGUUCCGUGUCGGACGAGGAACGAUUAACUCCGGAACCGGCGCAGAAGCGGCCCACCAUCGUUGGAUCCUGCAACUCGGACGAUCUGCAGCCGGUCCAGUGCCACCUGGAGACGAAGGAGCUUUGGGACAAGUUUAACGACCUCGGCACGGAAAUGAUCAUCACCAAGACGGGCCGGCGCAUGUUCCCGACGGUGCGUGUCUCAUUCUCGGGGCCCCUGCGCCAGGUUACGCCGGCGGACCGGUACGUGGUGCUGCUGGACGUGGUCCCAGUUGACAACCGGCGCUACCGUUACGCGUACCACCGGUCGGCCUGGCUGGUGGCGGGCAAGGCGGACCCGCCGCCACCCGGCCGGCUGUACGCCCACCCGGACACCCCGCUCGGGGCCGAUGCCCUGCGCAAACAGGUUAUCUCGUUCGAAAAAGUGAAACUCACCAACAAUGAGAUGGACAAGAACGGUCAGAUUGUCCUCAACUCGAUGCACCGCUAUCAGCCACGGAUUCACCUGGUGCGGCUUGGGCCCGGCCAGAGCAUACCGCUCGCCCCGAAGGAGCUGCCCGAGGUCGACCACAAGACGUACGUGUUUCCGGAGACGAUCUUCACGGCCGUCACCGCGUACCAGAAUCAGCUGAUCACGAAGCUGAAAAUCGAUUCCAACCCGUUCGCGAAAGGCUUCCGGGACUCGUCGCGCCUGACCGACUUCGAUAGGGAUCCGAUGGAUGCGCUGCUGUUCGAGCAGCAUCUACGAUCGCCGCUCCGGCUGUUCCCCGAUCCGCUGAUGGCGCAGUUCGCGUCCGGUGGCCUCGCACCACAGGAUCUGCAGGAUCCGGCUUCGGUGGCCCUGCUGGAGAAAGCUCGCCAACAGCUGCAGCUGUGGGGCCGCUCGCCGUACAGCGAACUGCUGCUGCCCCAGAUGUACCCAAGGCCACCGAACCUCGGGACGCUCGGUAAUCUCGGCCUCUGGCAAGGAUCACCACCCGGUGGCGGGUGGUCACCAGGACCACCACUGCCCCAUGGAUUUCUAUCGAACGCCGCCGCAGGAUCGGCGGCACCGCCGACGACGUCUACACCGCCCCUAUCGGGACCCCCUGCACCCCUGUCCUCACCUACAUCCGCGAUCCCAGGCGGUUCCACCGGAUCCCCAACGUCCGAUCCAAGGAUGAAACACUUUUCGCGCUUCACACCCUACCAGGUACCCCAGCAGCAUCUCCACUCCACGCAUCCGUCGCGCCAGCAUCCACCACCCCGAACACCGCCUCCUUCCGGGCCAUCCACGUCCGGUUCUCCACGGAGUCCCUCAAACUGA